UGCGUGACACUUCGAUAAUCACUUUAGUCGGGUCAUACCUGUCAACAACACACUUUAGGCACCGAGAGCGAAAUCGUAUCCGAAAUGUCUAAGCCAAACAACCUCGCAAAAAAGUUUGGCCCUCCGACCAUGGAACUGAAGAAGGAGAACCCGGAGAAAACCUACUCGUUUAAAGGGGAGCUGGCGAGGGGCAAGUAUGCCGUCAUCAAGAGGUGCCAGGAAACCAAAACUAAAAAGAAUCUCGUUGCUAAGUUAAUCAAGUAUGACAAAGACACUGAGAAGAUCGCUGUUCAGGAGUAUGAGAUUAUGAAGGAUCUGAAGCACGAUAGAUUAUUGACAGUCCGUGACGCAUUCCAUGUCAGGAAAUAUGUCGUAAUUAUGAUGGACAUAGUUGAGGGAAAGAAUUGCCUGGAGUUCCUUGGAGACAAGCCCCGGGCGAAUGAGGAAGACGCAGCAUUCGUCAUGCGACAGACUCUCGAUGCGCUUAAGUAUCUUCACAGCAACAACAUCGUGCAUUUGGACGUCAGACCCGCGAACUUGAUGGUAAAGAAAGACUACACCUUAAAACUGAUCGACUACGGAUGCGCUCGUAAGAUCACUAAUGAGGGUGGCGACCUCGUUGAUGCGGUCGGAGUUACCGAGUUCGCAGCUCCCGAGCUUCUGUCAAUGGACCCCGUGAAUGGAGCAGCUGACAUGUGGAGCAUUGGCGUCCUUAUGUACAUCCUAUGUACCGCCACUCUCCCCUUUACCUCCGAUGACGAGGACGAGACCAUGCAGGCUGUGAUCGCUGUUGACUAUGACAUGUCCGCGGACAAAUUUGGCAAGACCACCGACGAGGCUAAGGACUUGAUCAAGAAGUGUCUUGUACGAGUGCCCACUAAACGCCCUACCGCCAACCAGGUCCUUGAGGGUGAAUGGCUUUCGAACUCCAAUGCGCAGAAGAGGAAGACUACAGACAUACCUUCGUCCAAGUUCAAGGCCCUCAACCAAACCCUGACUGAUGAGGAUAAGGACGAAGCAGUCGUGGCAUCGUGCACCCUGCGAGGAUUUGACGAGGAGGAAUACGAGUCUCCGGAUGAAGACGAAGAAUAGACCCCCUCCCUGUCGGUUGUCGGACUCGACUAAUAGGAACACUCUUAAAAUUCUCCUUCCUGCUAGAAUGUAAUGUCACUAAUAGACCGGAUAUCUGUAGGUUAUUAGACGUGUUGUUGAAAUCAGUUAACAGGUUGUGCAGUUGUGAGGAUUGCCGCGGAAUCAGAAGUGGCAGAUGAGGUCAAUAAAGGACUUAAACCGU
Messenger RNA from Nematostella vectensis (starlet sea anemone), 1294 nucleotides. RefSeq names its product death-associated protein kinase 2. The transcript is spliced from 10 exons. NCBI's taxonomy places the organism in Eukaryota, Metazoa, Cnidaria, Anthozoa, Actiniaria, Edwardsiidae. The record is from RefSeq and is a predicted model, not a curated record. Gene Ontology annotation, molecular function: protein serine/threonine kinase activity; ATP binding. Gene Ontology annotation, biological process: protein phosphorylation; intracellular signal transduction; positive regulation of apoptotic process. Gene Ontology annotation, cellular component: nucleus. Bases 85 to 1092 code for a protein of 335 amino acids.